Molecule: messenger RNA, 422 nt
Organism: Paramuricea clavata
Lineage: Eukaryota; Metazoa; Cnidaria; Anthozoa; Malacalcyonacea; Plexauridae
Source: the annotation of a GenBank genome assembly
ACAAGGUUCCUGACGCUGCAUGAGGACAAGGUUCCUGACGUUGAGGACAAGGUUCCUGACGCUGAGGACAAGGUUCCUGACGUUGAGGACAAGGUUCCUGACGCUGAUGGCAAGAUUCUUGACUGUGAGGACAAGGUUCGUGACGUUGAGGACAAGGUUCCUGAUGCGGAGGACAAGGUUCCUGACGUUCAGGACAAUUAAGGUUCCUGACGUGAAGGACAAGGUUCCUGACGUGGAGGACAAGGUUCCUGACGUUGAGGACAAGGUUCCUGACGUUGAGGACAAGGUUUCCGACGCUGAGGACAAGGUUCCUGACGUUGAGGACAAGGUUGCUGACGUUGAGGACAAGGUUGCUGACGUUGAGGACAAGGUUGCUGACGUUGAGGACAAGGUUGCUGACGUUGAGGACAAGGUUCCGGACG